AUGAAGCUCGAAUUACCAAAGUAUGAGAUGUACAAUGAUGCUAUCCAGGCCGGUCUCAACAAGCUCAGCAAGUACUACAAGAAGUUUGACGACAAGCCUGUGUAUGUUCUUGCACUUGUUCUCCACCCAUAUUACAAACUCACAUACAUCAAGAUGCAAUGGGGUGGGCCUGAAGAGCAAGUGAAGGAGUGUGCUGCAGGAAAUUUGAAUGCUAUUGAUUGGUAUGAUGAGUGUUACAGUAACAUGAGUGUUACGUGUCAUUUCAUUCUUCGGACUCGUCUAGACCUGGACCAUGGUUACGAUUCUAUUCUUGUCUCUUUCUUUUUGAUCCCAUUGUUCUGAAACAUGAGAAGCUCUCACUUCUACCCC
Messenger RNA from Suillus paluster, 369 nucleotides. RefSeq lists its product as uncharacterized. The record is from RefSeq and is a predicted model, not a curated record. The transcript is spliced from 2 exons. NCBI's taxonomy places the organism in Eukaryota, Fungi, Basidiomycota, Agaricomycetes, Boletales, Suillaceae. The coding region runs from base 1 to 342 and encodes 113 amino acids.